Messenger RNA from Drosophila elegans, 1533 nucleotides. It is a transcript of the gene Ccz1, whose product is annotated as vacuolar fusion protein CCZ1 homolog. Bases 52 to 1512 code for a protein of 486 amino acids. Gene Ontology annotation, cellular component: Mon1-Ccz1 complex; intracellular membrane-bounded organelle. The transcript is spliced from 4 exons. Gene Ontology annotation, biological process: vesicle-mediated transport. The record is from RefSeq and is a predicted model, not a curated record. Lineage: Eukaryota; Metazoa; Arthropoda; Insecta; Diptera; Drosophilidae.
AUUUAUUAUUUACCUUUUGCGAAACUUCAUUUUAUGGGAAACUGGUGAAAAAUGGCUAAAUUACUGCAGCGGGUGGAAAUUACGCUGCGUAGUUUUUACGUAUUUAACUCGAGUUUUGGUGAGCAAGAAGGCGAGGAACACAAGAAAGUUUUGUACUACCAUCCAAAUGACAUUGAAUUAAACACGAAAAUCAAAGAUGUGGGGCUAAGUGAGGCCAUUAUAAGGUUUACAGGAACUUUUGCCUCCGAAGAUGACUGUCAAGCGUUGCACACCCAAAAAACCACGCAACUUUUUUACCAACCUGAGCCAGGAUAUUGGAUUGUUUUGGUUUUAAAUGUUCCCAAGGAGGUGCGUUUGAAGGAUGGAGUUGAAGUGGCCGAUUAUCGAGGUGCUGAGAUCUCCGACAGGAUUUAUAGAGCCAUCCUACGACAUUGCUAUCAAAUGUUUCACUUCCAACAUGGUAGCUUCUCCUCUUUUGCAUCUGAGGAAACUAACAACGAUAAACGAAGGGAACUACUCUGCCAGGAGCUUCUCCAUUUCUAUGGCCAGCACUUGACCAACUUAAAGGAUCCCUCGCACUGUGAUAUCAUUGACAUGAUGCAUUCUAUACAAUAUCUUCCCCUGGAUAAAUCACUCUUUUUGCGGGCCCAGAAUUUCGGAAUGCUGGGUGAGACCUUCCCUGCCAUCAAGGAGUGCAUAAUGCUCUACCAGGAGCAGGUCCUUUGCGGCGGAAAACUCAACCCGGAUGAUCUGCACAGCCUGCAUUCGUAUGUGGUGCAGCAUGUGCUAAAAGUGGAGGCCAGUAGCUCAUCCAUUGCCGUGAGUCCUUCGCUUAAAAGGAGCAUUAGUGAGUGUCAGGUUGGCGGAUUUGUGAGGAGCCAAAAGAAAGGUCGGGAUGAAGGUCAGGAGGAGGCGGACAACCUGGAGGAUCAUCCACUGAAGGUCCAUGUCAUGCUGGAAACCAAACAAGUGAAGACCUACUACCUGCUCAUCUAUCGUGCGUUGCACAUAACUCUCUGCCUGUUUUUUGAUGCGGACCAACCUGCACCCAAACAAGAGCUAUAUGAUGAACUCCACGCCUACAUGGCUCCCCAAUUGACAUCCCUAGCACGGGACAUCACCAGUGAGCUGACCAAGGAGGCAGUGGGUGCCACCGGCCAGGAGAUCUCUUCCGGCAACAGCGAAAAUGCACCCAAAUAUCUGUUUAUCAACGAACAGAGCUUGCAGCAUCAUACGAACCUGCAGAGGCACUUGCCCCAGGGACUUCCCCGCAAUGUGCUCAGUAUCAUUGCAGAUCUGGCCAAUCCCAGUGGCAGGGAGCAGGAGAUGGAACCGGCCGAGGAGCUCCAGGUGAAGACCACCAACGACUAUUGGAUUGUGAAGAGGCGCUGCAACUACAGGCAGUACUAUGUGAUCCUGUGCAACAGCAAGGCCACGCUACUCGACGUCACCCAGGAAGCGAGACGCAUUUUCGAGCAGGAGCUCACAGAUGAUGUAUUUUUUGACAAAUAAACAGCAGGAUCAGAUACAGAA